Plasmodium relictum is the source of this 666-nucleotide messenger RNA. RefSeq names its product SNARE protein, putative (gene SEC22). Gene Ontology annotation, cellular component: endoplasmic reticulum membrane; Golgi membrane; SNARE complex. The transcript has 6 exons. NCBI's taxonomy places the organism in Eukaryota, Apicomplexa, Aconoidasida, Haemosporida, Plasmodiidae. The record is from RefSeq and is a predicted model, not a curated record. Gene Ontology annotation, biological process: endoplasmic reticulum to Golgi vesicle-mediated transport; vesicle fusion with Golgi apparatus; retrograde vesicle-mediated transport, Golgi to endoplasmic reticulum. Gene Ontology annotation, molecular function: SNAP receptor activity. The coding region runs from base 1 to 666 and encodes 221 amino acids.
AUGUGCGAUGUGGUAUUACUAUGUAGAGUUAGCGAUGGGAUGACAUUAGUUGAAACGAAUAGUGAGACCAAAAAUUUAUCACAUAAAUUAGAAUUAAAAAAAUUAUGUAAAAAACUGGAAUCAUUUCCAAAUUUAUGUACUAUUACAUCCAAUCAGUUUAAUUAUCAUUUUCUUAUUGAAAAUGGAAUAGCUUAUAUAGCUGUUUUUCCAAUUACUUACCCAAAAAAAUUAGCUUUUUUAUUUUUAAAUGAUAUUUGUAAACAGUUCAAUGAAGAAUUAAUGAUUCAAUAUGGUACUCAUUCAAUAGAUUAUAGAUCAAUUAUAGAAACAAUAGAAAAACCAUACUCAUUUAUAAAAUUUGAUAGAAAAAUCACCAAAAUAAAACAAGAGUAUAAAGAUCCUCGUUCUAAUAUAGCUAUAAAAAAAUUAAAUGAAAGUUUAAAUGAAGUUAGUUAUAUUAUGAAAAAAAAUAUAGAUGAAAUAUUACAAAGAGGGGAAAAUUUAGAAGAUGUUGGAAGAAAAGCAUUUAACUUAAAAUAUGAAUCUGAGAAAUUUAAAAAAGUGUCAAGAGUUUUAAGUCUUAAGUACAGUUUAUAUCAAUAUGGGAUAUUGUUUGCAAUAUUUUUUUUUUUUUUAUUAAUAAUUAUUUUUAAAAUUUACUUUUAA